Molecule: messenger RNA, 1981 nt
Organism: Xiphophorus couchianus (Monterrey platyfish)
Lineage: Eukaryota; Metazoa; Chordata; Actinopteri; Cyprinodontiformes; Poeciliidae
Gene: actl6a
Product: actin-like 6A
Exons: 14
Coding region: 135-1424 (429 amino acids)
Source: RefSeq, a predicted model, not a curated record
GUGGCGCCUGCUUUGUCAGAGCGAUCGAUGCUACAUGCUAGCAGAUAGCUUUUGUUGUGAUUGAACAUUGAAAGAUUUAUUUCUAGUCCAGUAGCUUCGAUUUUAAAAAAUCGUUCGUUGAAACACUUUGCACAAUGAGUGGUGGAGUGUAUGGAGGCGAUGAAGUGGGAGCGUUGGUGUUUGACAUUGGUUCGUAUUCUGUAAGAGCUGGCUAUGCGGGAGAAGAUUGUCCCAAGGCGGACUUCCCAACAGUGAUUGGUGUUACUAUUGACCGGGAUGAUGGCAGUACACCUAUGGAAACGGACGGAGACAAGAGCAAGCAGAGCGGCACCACCUACUACAUCGAUACCAAUCAGCUGAGGGUUCCCAGAGAGAGCAUGGAGGUCAUGUCUCCCCUAAAGAACGGCAUGAUUGAGGACUGGGACAGUUUCCAGGCAAUUUUGGAUCACACGUAUAAGAUGCACUUCAAGUCUGAACCCAGCCUACAUCCUGUGCUCAUGUCAGAAGCAUCGUGGAACACGCGAGCAAAACGAGAGAAGCUUACAGAGCUGAUGUUUGAGCAUUACAACAUUCCUGCCUUCUUCCUCUGUAAAUCAGCUGUACUGUCUGCCUUUGCUAAUGGGCGGUCCACAGGUCUGGUCCUGGACAGCGGAGCCACACAUACAACAGCAAUCCCAGUGCAUGAUGGUUAUGUCCUUCAGCAAGGUAUUGUAAAGUCGCCUUUGGCUGGUGAUUUCAUGAGCAUGCAGUGUAGGGAGUUGUUUCAAGAGUUAAGCGUGGAGAUAAUCCCUCCCUACAUGAUUGCAUCAAAGGAUCCAGUGCGGGAGGGGGCCCCGGCCAGCUGGAAGAAAAAGGAGAAACUACCUCAAGUCACUCGGUCUUGGCACAACUACAUGUGUAAUUGUGUAAUCCAGGAUUUCCAGGCGUCUGUCCUGCAGGUUUCAGACUCUCCAUACGAUGAACAAGUUGCUGCUCAGAUGCCCACAGUCCAUUAUGAACUCCCUAAUGGCUACAACUGUGACUUUGGUGCGGAGAGGCUAAAGAUCCCAGAGGGACUGUUUGACCCCUCCAAUGCCAAGGGCCUGUCUGGAAACACCAUGUUAGGAGUUGGCCAUGUGGUGACAACCAGUGUAGGAAUGUGUGACAUUGACAUUCGACCGGGUCUGUACGGCAGUGUGGUGGUGACGGGAGGAAACACGCUCAUCCAGGGCUUCACUGACCGAUUAAACAGAGAACUUUCCCAGAAAACCCCUCCAAGCAUGAGACUGAAGCUGAUUGCCAACAACACUACGGUGGAGCGCCGGUUCAGUGCGUGGAUAGGAGGCUCCAUCCUGGCAUCACUGGGAACCUUUCAGCAGAUGUGGAUCUCGAAACAGGAAUAUGAAGAAGGAGGAAAGCAGUGUGUGGACAGGAAGUGUCCUUGAUUCUACAUCCAGCCUCAACCUUUCCUUCUCCAUAUUCUUCUAGCUCAACUUCACGAGGAAUCAACCUCCGACCCAGACUCAGAAACAGUCAACUCUCAUUUUGUAUGAUUUGUUUUUAAAUCUGAAUUGGUCGUCUGUUAGGAUCUUAAAAAAAAAAAAAAGAAUAGAAAAAAAAAUUCAACUCAAGAUCCUUUUUUUUAAUAGCCAAAACAGUUAGACUGUUGCCUUCUCUGUUACCUGCUGAUGGAAACUUUGGGUCAUCAAAAAGUUGUUUCCAAUUACACUGGGAGAAAUGAGUAAUUAGGGUUGUACAGGAUCCCAGCAGAAAACUGGUAAGAUGUUGUGUGAUAAGGGUCUUUAUUUGGAGGAAGAAUCAUUUAGCAGGAUGUGAAUGUGUUUUGUUAUUGUCAUUUCGUGUACUUGGUAAAUUCACGAGUUGCCGGUCAGUUGUUGCCCCUGGUUACUCAUAUUUCAACUAAAAAUCUGUAUUUAAUUUUCAUUUUUACUUGUCAUUAGCUACAUAUGACCUUUGAAAAAUAAAGUCAAUUUUGUUAUGA